Messenger RNA from Gigantopelta aegis, 3052 nucleotides. RefSeq lists its product as uncharacterized. The record is from RefSeq and is a predicted model, not a curated record. NCBI's taxonomy places the organism in Eukaryota, Metazoa, Mollusca, Gastropoda, Neomphalida, Peltospiridae. Bases 139 to 2895 code for a protein of 918 amino acids. The transcript is spliced from 6 exons.
GGACAGUCCAGCGAUUAUCUGUAGAGGCUAUGUAGGUCAUAUUUCAACAGUGAUUCAAAAUGGCUUCCAAAGUGCAUUCGUUUAAAAGUUGGAUUUACCUAAUCUGAUUGUAGACUGAAUACCAUCACACGAUAUGUUAUGGUGAAAAUAGCAAGAUCUCCAAUUUGCUGGCACACAUUAUGUUUGAUACUUGUAGCUCUCUGCAAGAGGGCGUGGUCGAUAGAUGUAUACGAGAUGGACCGGUACUCGGUUUGUGGGAAGGAGUUCUUCGUCUCCGACAACGACAUCACGCUGAUGUGGCCGUCCAAGGUGGCGCCCGCCAACUCGCCGCUCGAGUGCAUCGUCUUCCUCACGUCCAGCUACACCGAGACGAACGGACGCUACAGACUGCAGAUCAUCGUCGAGUCCCUCGCCAUCAAAGACUGCGGGAUCAACCUGGACAUAUUCAAUGGGCGCGGGGCGUUUGGAAACUUCAUUAGAGCGAUUGGCUGCAGUAGUAAGAGUACCGACAUCAUGUACUCGACUGGUCGCCAGAUCACGGUCCGAUUGUCCAGACCUUCCGUGCUUUACGAGACUAAUAACGAGUUCGUCUUCAAAAUCAGAACAUACCGAGAUGCUGACGAAGGUGGUGUCGUGUUCGGGACCCUGAAGUUGACGAUUGGCGCCAUCAUCGGCAUCAUCAUCGGCAUCGUGGCCCUCAUCGUCAUCGCCGUCCUUCUGGGCUGGUGCUACAAGUCGGGCAAGCUGAACUACUACACGGGUCGCACGGUCGACGAUGAGGUCAAGGACAGCGAGUCGAAAUCAGACGCGGUAGGAAUCAACAAUGCGGCCCUCACGGAGAAGUCGGGGUCUGUGGAAUCAGGCAUCGACUACCGCAACCAGGCCAUGUGGAACAGCAUGACAGGCUCGCAGAACUCGACCAAACUGGGAAGAAACUUCUACCAGCAGAAUGCCACCAGCAGAUUUGCUACGAGGGGGCAGAGGAUUCCCAGCGAACCGUCCCAGCAGUAUUCCAACGAGAAUCAGAGAUACUACCAGAAUGCGGAUCCCAGACGCCAGAGCGAGAGUGGGAAUGGGGACUACGAAAAGUAUCAAUAUCAAACCGAAAACGCGUACGGAAAUGACGCUGUAAGGCUGAAUGUGGAAAGGAAUGGAUCGCCUGGAGGUGCUACAUGGAGGAGGGAUGACAACGCUGCUAUAGACAGAAAUGAUCCCAAACGAUCGAGUGCUGGGAUGGCCUCCCAAGGACAAACUUUACCUCCUGAUUCCAAAGACGAAAAUGUCGGCAUAUUGAAGAGGGAUGACGGAACACGUGGAAGCAGAGGUAGUCGAAGGAGUACAGGCAGUAAUAAGGCAAACAUAAAACAGGAGGAUGAGGCGGAGGAGAAGGACCCAAUAAACAGACCACCUUCAGGAUUCUUUGAAAACCCCGAUGCUGAAGGUUAUCUGUACGACUAUGACCACGUGAAAGCUUUAUCCGACGAGAAUAUUGACCCUGCGCUAAAACCAGCUUCUGAUAAACAGGGAUAUGACGCGUUUGUCCGUGACGCUCCUGGUGGAACAAGGUUAAGGUCCAGCGACAGAGAGAGUUUGAGAGGGAGUAAGCGAGAUGCGGCGCAUAAGCCAUCUACUUCGCCCAGAAACAAGAAACGGGCCGAUGGCGCGGCCGACGACGUUAACACGCCAGAACUCGGGGAGCAGGAUCUGGAAUCGUCUCAGAUGAAGAGGUAUCUGUCCAGCGACCUCCAGAGCGAGCCGGAAUCGGAACAGAUAUCGAACCCGAACCUUGUUAAUGCUGCUGUCAGGGCCACUGUUCCCAAUAAAACAGAAUCCCCGUCUACGAAGAAGAGAAAGAAGAAGGGAGGGAAGCACGGAAGGCAAAAGAGCGGGGAUGGAGACCAUGAAACUUCUGAUCUUCUUCCCCCAGAAGCGUACGAGCCGGUUUUCACAACGCCAGUAUCGUCCGAUCCGUACCAACCAGCUAGUGUUCCAUAUGGGCCAUACGGAGCUCCAGGCUAUGGCAACAACAUGUACCCACCGAAUCAGCCGUUUCUGCCGUUCGGGAUGAUGCCAAUGACGACAUUUGUUCCAUCGCAAGGUCAAACUGUUGCUUACGCCUACCAAACUCUACCUCAACCAGGGGCGGUACCUACAGGCCAACCGCAGCAGGUGGCCGGUCAAGCAGCGUGGAUGGUGCAGUCCACCCCUACGAACGAGGGUCCUGUAAAUAAAACAACAUUCAUGAUGAUGCAGGGACAUUCAACUCCAAGCGAGGCAUCGAGUCGCAUUGGCGACAGUCCCGGUGAUUUGAAUAAUAUGGGUCACCCGGCGUUUUCCUCCACACCUGGCACAGAGUUGACGCCCCGAGGGAGGCCGAAGUUCGGUAAACACAGACCUGGUGCUGACCGACCGACCGAUCCCAUCGAUAUGUCGGUCAUCGCUGCCGGGGCCGUGCCCCCAGACCCGGGCCCGGGCCACAGGUCGGCCGUAAUGAAGUCUGGGAUCGAUCCAAACACGGGCAUGCAGACGACGCAGGUCACGUGGACAGACAACAUCGUCGACCCCAGCGAUCCUCCUGGUCCCAAUCCGCAGGUGACGAGGAAAACCAUCACCAGAGUGACAGCAAGGAGCGGACAGGGGGAUCUUCCUGAAGCUACAUCAACAAUUAUAAAUCAGCUGGCAGGUCCAGAACCCGACGAGCCGGCUUUUCUGUCGCCGUCUGCGAUUCGUCCAGAGCACCACGCACCUCGACCAAUCACCGACCAGCAAACACACGACAGGGGGAACAUAGGUUUUUACCUUGGACAGGGGGCCCCAGAACCCGUGGUGCACGAUGCACCUGGAACGCACAGAGCAUUUCUUAAUCAAAUACGAAUGGACGAAACGGCGGCUUGAGACUGCAAUAUGUACCGUAGUAACUCUGCUAGAAAAACAUUUAUAUGAAACCAAAACAGAAUGGGCCGAAUUUACAAAGCGUUUUUUUUGUUGUUUUUUUUUAUAUAAUUGGGUGUUUUUUUUAAACGAGCAGGGCCGUAGCUAGCAGGGUGGCAGU